Messenger RNA from Labrus mixtus (cuckoo wrasse), 1592 nucleotides. It is a transcript of the gene prim1, whose product is annotated as DNA primase subunit 1. Gene Ontology annotation, cellular component: alpha DNA polymerase:primase complex. The transcript is spliced from 13 exons. Gene Ontology annotation, biological process: DNA replication, synthesis of primer. Bases 78 to 1358 code for a protein of 426 amino acids. Lineage: Eukaryota; Metazoa; Chordata; Actinopteri; Labriformes; Labridae. The record is from RefSeq and is a predicted model, not a curated record.
AUUACUGAAGUGUAAUCUUGUAGCGGCUGCAAACCUGCGAUUGAAUCCAGUUUACCUGUCUUUCUUAUUGUCAGACUAUGACGUCUUCAGAUUAUGACUCGGCGUCUCUGCCAGAUUUGUUACCGCUGUACUACCGGAGGUUGUUUCCUUUCUCCCAGUAUCACCGCUGGCUAAACUAUGGAGGAGUACAUAAGAACUACUUCCAGAACCGAGAGUUCUCUUUUACCCUCAAAGAUGACAUCUACGUCCGCUACCAGUCGUUCACCACUCAAACAGAGCUGGAGAAAGAAAUGCAGAAGAUGAACCCUUACAAGAUAGACAUUGGAGCUAUAUACAGUCACAGGCCCAAUCAACACAACACAGUCAAGUCAGGAACCUUCCAGGCCCUGGAGAAGGAGCUGGUGUUUGAUAUCGAUAUGACCGAUUAUGACGAUGUCAGGAGCUGUUGCAGUGCUGCAGACAUUUGUUCCAAGUGCUGGACGUUGAUGACCAUCGCCAUUCGCAUCCUGGACAGAGCUCUUCGAGAGGACUUUGGUUUCCAGCACCUGAUGUGGGUUUAUUCUGGAAGAAGAGGAGUGCAUUGCUGGGUGUGUGAUGAAGCUGCCAGGAAGCUCUCUGUGGCAGCUCGCUCAGCGGUUGCAGAAUACCUCAGCCUGGUUAAGGGAGGUGAAGAGACAGUGAAGAAAGUUGUGCUGACAGAUCCAAUUCAUCCUUUCAUCAGAGAAUCCUUGACAGUGGUGGAGCGAUACUUUGCCGGCUACGCGCUUCAGGAACAGGAUAUUUUGGGUCGCAAGGAAUCAGUAGACAAAGUGCUGGGACUGGUGCCUGAAGAUGUAAGAAAAGAAUUACAGAAGGACUUCCAGAACGAGAAGAAACCAGAGAACCGGUGGAAAUUGAUCAAGGACCAAGCCAGCAGGAAACAGUCAACUGCAAAAAAGGGCCAAUACUUUGAGAAGGAAAUCAUGCUGCAGUACUGUUAUCCCCGGCUGGAUGUGAACGUCAGCAAAGGUGUAAACCACUUGCUAAAGAGCCCCUUCAGUGUGCAUCCCAAAACUGGGCGCAUCUCUGUCCCCAUCGACCUCAAAGAAUUAGAUACAUUUGAUCCUUUUGCAGUGCCCACGAUCAGUUUGAUCUGUGAGGAGCUGGAUCGACCCAGAGCAGGAGAAGAGGAAGAGAAGCCGGAGGACGCCAAGGAGAUGGAAAAUGAGAAGGACACAGCAGAGAAACGAAAGAUCAGAGAUUACAAGAGAACAAGCCUGGCUAAGUAUGUGAAAUGCUUUGAUCAGUUCCUCGAUGGAAUGGCUCGCUCGUGGAAAGGAGAACUUCUCAGGAAAAGUGAUCUUCAGAAAGAAUUUUGAAGAGGAUCAACAAUCAGAACAGGCUCUGUUCUGGGCUCCUUUACAAGCAAAUACCUUCUAGAUAAAGUGUUUUACUCUCUAAUGACCCAUAACAUUCAUAAACAAAACAAAAGAUGAAUCUUCUCCUUACAGUAUGACUCUCUGAAUACAAAGCUGAUUUUAUAAUCUUUGUCUUCUUGUUUUCUACAUUUUUGUACAGUCCUUGUGAAAAUAAAUUUGUUAUUUCAACAUUUA